Molecule: messenger RNA, 1595 nt
Organism: Peromyscus maniculatus bairdii (prairie deer mouse)
Lineage: Eukaryota; Metazoa; Chordata; Mammalia; Rodentia; Cricetidae
Product: olfactory receptor 10D1B
Biological process (GO): G protein-coupled receptor signaling pathway
Cellular component (GO): membrane
Molecular function (GO): olfactory receptor activity; G protein-coupled receptor activity
Source: RefSeq, a predicted model, not a curated record
CAGAUUGUUGACUUUUAAUCUUUGCAAGGUCAAACAUUCUCAAAGCUAUGAAGAACCUUUCAGUAGUGACUCAAUUUAUCCUGCUUGGCAUCCCGCACACAGAGGGUCUGGAGACCACGCUCUUUGUCCUGUUUUUGUCUUUCUACAUCUUCACUUUAGUGGGGAACCUGCUCAUACUCCUCGCAAUUAUUUCCUCCACUCGGCUUCACACCCCCAUGUACUUCUUCCUGUGCCAGCUGUCUGUUUGUGACAUAUUUUUCCCUUCCGUGAGUUCUCCCAAGAUGCUGUUCUAUCUCUCAGGAAAUAGCAGAGACAUCUCCUAUGCAGGCUGUGUGUCCCAGCUCUUCUUCUACCAUUUCCUGGGGGGUACAGAAUGUUUCCUAUACACAGUGAUGGCCUAUGACCGCUUUGUUGCCAUAUGCUACCCUCUACGCUACUCAAUCAUCAUGAGCCAUAGAGUAUGUGCCUCUCUGGCUAUGGGGACAUCAGUUUUUGGCUGCAUUCAUUCAACAUUUCUAACUACUCUUACCUUUCAGUUGCCCUAUUGUGGUCCCAAAGAGGUGAACUAUUAUUUCUGUGAUAUCCCUGUGGUGAUGAAAUUGGCUUGUGCAGACACAUCAACCCUGGAGAUGGUGGGAUUCAUCAGUGUGGGCCUCAUGCCCCUCAGUUGCUUCUUCUUCAUUCUCACCUCCUACAGCUGUAUAGUUCGCUCCAUCCUCCAGAUCCGUUCCACGGAGGGCAGACACAGAGCCUUCUCCACCUGCAGCGCCCACCUAACUGCCAUCUUGCUCUUUUACAUGCCAGUGAUUUUCAUCUAUCUGAGGCCAACACCAAGCCCUUGGCUGGAUGCAACUGUUCAGGUCCUGAACAACCUGGUCACCCCUAUGCUAAACCCAUUAAUCUACAGCCUCAGGAAUAAGGAGGUAAAAUCAUCACUGUGGACUGUCCUACGUCCACUGUGCUUCCUACCUAGACAGUUGUAAAGAGAGAUCAGUAGUGAAUACUUAGGUACCCUUCAGCUUAAUGGAAUAGAUUUAGUGAAUACUCAAAACUACUUUGUAUUUGAGAACAUUGUUAUUACUAUCUUAAAUUUACACUGUUACUGACUAAGACACAAAGACUCAGUAUCUAGAGAGCAAGUGGUGUAGCUGGAGAAUUUCUCUCCAGUUCUGACCAAGUCUCGCCAGUCCUAGAGCCCACUUAUAAAAUAAACACACAGACUCUUACAUUAUUUAAACUGCUUGGCCAUUAGCCCAGACCUAUCAUUGUCUAGCUCUUACUCUUAUAUUUAGCCCAUUUCUAUUAAUCUAUACUUUGCCAUGUGGCUCGUGGCUUAUCGGUACCUUAUACUUCCAUGUCCUGGCGGCUGCUCCAGGCAAUCUCUCCCUUCCCUUCCUAUUUCCUCAAUUCUCCUCUCUUGUUAGUCCCGCCUAUACUUCCUGUCUGGCUAUUGUCAAUCAGUGUUUACUUAUACAGAGUGAUAUAGACAGCACUUCCCCUUUUCUUCUUUUUCAAAAAGGAAGGUUUUAACUUUAACAUAGUAAAAUUAUAUAACAAAACAACUAUCGAGCAAGAAUUAUAGUUACAAUAUUAAA